AUGAUGCCUUGGAAAGUUCUAAAUGAGAUUCCAAUAAAAUACAACACUGCUUACCACUUUAAUGGCAACGAAAGGCACGCCUACAGGAACCGUUUGACAAAAACGAGAUCCUUAUCCAAAGGCACUCGCUACCAAUUAGAGUUCAAAACCAACUCCCAAAAUGGACUUAUGUUCUACCGAGCCAACAGUGGUAAAGAUGCACCCCUUUCCAGGGACUAUGUAGCCCUAGCCUUAUCCAAAGGAAGACUGCAAUUGGCCUAUGUCUGUGGGGGCGAUUUGGCCGACGACGUUAGAUAUCUCCAAUCGCAAGUAUUAGUAAACGAUUCCAAAUGGCAUAAGGUCACGAUAAGACAAAGGAAGAAUUCCAUACAAUUAAAACUGAAUCGUGAAAGAGACAUCAAAGCCCGAUGCAAAAGACCUCAGCAUGGAUUAAAACCCAACACGAAACUUUGGCUAGGGGGUGCUCCAAAGAAUUCGAUGCUCUACUCCACACUGGUAACAGACGAGUAUCUAAUUGGAUUUAAGGGUUGCAUCAGAACGUUUUCGGUGAACAAUCAGAUUUUAGACUUGUCCAGGACGGCUCCUGGAAGCUCUUCGAGGUCCUUACAACUGUGUCAACAUGGAUAA
Messenger RNA from Ctenocephalides felis (cat flea), 627 nucleotides. Its product is annotated as pikachurin-like. The transcript is spliced from 5 exons. The record is from RefSeq and is a predicted model, not a curated record. Lineage: Eukaryota; Metazoa; Arthropoda; Insecta; Siphonaptera; Pulicidae. Bases 1 to 627 code for a protein of 208 amino acids.